AUGUGCUGUAACUACUACGGAAGCUCCUGUGGAGGCUGUGGAUACGGCUCCGGCUAUGGCUGUGGAUAUGGCUCUGGCUAUGGCUGUGGAUACGGCUCAAGAUAUGGCUGUGGAUACGGCUCCGGCUAUGGCUGUGGAUAUGGCUCUGGCUAUGGCUGUGGAUAUGGCUCUGGCUAUGGCUGUGGAUAUGGUUCUGGCUAUGGCUGUGGAUAUGGCUCUGGCUAUGGCUGUGGAUACGGCUCUGGCUAUGGCUGUCGAUAUGGCUUAGGCUAUGGCUGUGGAUAUGGCUCUGGCUAUGGCUGUGGAUAUGGCUCUGGCUAUGGCUGUGGAUAUGGCUCCAGAUAUGGCUGUGGAUAUGGCUCUGGCUAUGGCUGUAGAUAUGGCUGUGGAUAUGGCUCUGGCUGCUGUAGCUACAGACCACUUUGCUACAGAAAAUGCCAUUCUUCUUGCUGUUAG
Messenger RNA from Rattus norvegicus (Norway rat), 456 nucleotides. RefSeq names its product keratin-associated protein 21-1-like (gene Krtap21-1l). Lineage: Eukaryota; Metazoa; Chordata; Mammalia; Rodentia; Muridae. The record is from RefSeq and is a predicted model, not a curated record.